This is a messenger RNA of Salvia splendens (bonfire salvia), 1244 nucleotides long. RefSeq names its product protein WVD2-like 4. Lineage: Eukaryota; Viridiplantae; Streptophyta; Magnoliopsida; Lamiales; Lamiaceae. The record is from RefSeq and is a predicted model, not a curated record. Gene Ontology annotation, molecular function: microtubule binding. Gene Ontology annotation, biological process: microtubule cytoskeleton organization. The transcript is spliced from 6 exons. Bases 230 to 1063 code for a protein of 277 amino acids.
GAAGGUAGUUAAAAAUUAGUUAAUCUGGUGGCAGUUUAGUCCUUUUGCAUCCCAUCAAUUUUCUUAAGAAAAUUCAACUCCUCCAUCAAUGCACACAAAUUCUCCUCAAAAAAUACUGUGAAACCGUUUCCGGUUGAUACAGAUCCACAUUCUUAAAUUUUCGACUUCAGACAAGAAAUCACAGCUCGAAAUCCGUCCCACCAAAACCCCAAAACAGCCCCCCUCAGAAAUGGAGUCCGGCAACGGCGCUGGAGUUGAAGAUGACAGGAUCGAGAAGCGCGAGAGCAUAGGAUCAAGCGCUGAGACGAGGAAACCGAAAGAGAUGAGGAGUAGAAACAACCGAGUUGAGAAGAAGGAGCCAUUAACGAAGAAGGAAUGGGGCUCUUCAUCGAGAGUAUCUGCGGCGCUGGGAAAGGCGAGCUUGAGCCAGAGCCUGACGUUCCCGAGCCGCCACUCAGACAUAAUGAAAAGGAGUAUAGAGAUUUACCCCACUGACUCCGAUGUUAGGCUGUCUCAGAAGAAUAGCUCCAAGGUGGAGUCCCGAGUUUCCCAGGCUUCGUCUACGCGUACAAGGACCAACUCUCUCCCGAAGAAGCCCUUCCCGGGAGUCAAGCUGUCUCGCCACUCUGUUUCUGAUGAGAAUCUGACAUUCUCCUUCAGAUCGGAAGAGCGUGCUGAGAGAAGAAAAGAGUUUUUCUCCAAGAUAGAACAGAAAGUUCAAGCAAUGGAAGUGGAGAAGAAUGAUAUGCAAGCAAAAUCCAAGGAAAAUCAAGAGGCGGAGAUAAAGCAACUGAGGAAGAGCCUGACAUUCAGAGCUACUCCAAUGCCAAGUUUCUACAAAGAGCCUCCACCUAAAGUGGAGCUCAAGAAGAUACCGACUACACGGCCAAAGUCUCCGAAGCUGGGGAGGCAGAAGGGGAGUGGGAGUGGGAGUGAGUGUGGUAGUCCGUGCAGAUCACCGAGGUCGCCCUUGGCGAGUAAAGAUAAGGUGGAAAAGAGUCCUUUGUCGAAGAGUUUGUUGUCGAGGGCGAUAAUGCCUGCUCAACUGCAGGUUGAAGGUUGAACAUAUCAACAUUCACUCUCAUCUCAUGUAUACUUACUUCCAUUAUACCACUCCAUAUGUUAUUGUUUCUUCCUUUUUUUUUGUUUAUGGUGGAAGUACAUUUUGUUGUGAAUACUGGCACUUUGUUGGAUGUUCAAAGUUUGAGUUACAAAUAUCAGUUGGAUACACUUUAUUAUCACAA